AUGGGGGGCUUGUCCACCAUCAACAGACAGCUUGCCAUUCACUUGGCCAAACACUCUGAGGUGGACGUUACUAUCCUUGUCCCACAGUUUGCCUGUUUUGAAGACGAGAGGAGAAAGGCAUCAAGUCACAAUGUUUCCAUCCAGGAAGCUAAGAAACUGGUUGGCUUUAGUGAUCCUCUUGAUUGGUUGAGUUUCCCACCAAGAGACCUUGACAUUGACUUUGUGCUGGGUCAUGGUGCAAAGCUUGGUAAGCAAGCCCAAGUUAUCAGAAAUUCUCACAAUUGUAAGUGGAUUCAGGUGGUGCACACUGCACCCGAAGAACUUGCAAUGCACAAAAACUAUCCCAAGGCUAUUUCCAAAGGUGAAGAGAAGAAUUUAACUGAAGUGGAGUUAUGCAAGUUGGCAGAUGCUGUACUAGCAGUUGGACCAAAGCUAGCAGACGCUUUCUCCACUCAGCUCCGCUCAUGCAAGAGUCAGGAAGACAUCCUUCAACUGACUCCUGGAACUUUCUGUGAGUUCUAUGACGUAAAACAAGCAAAAAAGGAGAGUAACAAGUUUAAGGUACUGACGUUCGGCCGUGGUGAUCCUGAGGACUUUAGUCUUAAAGGGCACGAUAUCUCUGCCAGAGCAAUAUCUGAACUAAAAGACAGGUCUUACAGUCUCAUAUUCGUGGGUGCACCUGACGGUAAACAGGAUGAGGUUGCAGCAAAUUUGCUGAAGAGUGGAAUCGAUAAAAGCCAGCUGACCGUGAGGAAGUUCGUGCAAAGCAAAGGGAGAUUGAAAGAAUUAUUUUGUGAAGUUGAUCUCUGCAUCAUGCCCUCCAGAACGGAGGGUUUUGGUUUGACGGCGUUAGAAGCGUUGUCUGCUGGUCUUUCCAUUCUUGUCAGCGGCAACUCAGGAUUAGGUGAAGCACUGUGCACUGUACCAUCAGGCAAAUCAUUCGUGGUGGAGUCUGAGGACCCUGGGGAGUGGGCAAAGGCAAUUGCUGGUAUCCGACAGAUGGAAAGUUCAGUUCGACUUCAAUCUAUUCAACAACUGAGGAUUUCCUAUGAAGAGAAGUUUAGCUGGGAGAAACAGUGUGACAAUCUUGUGGAGAAGAUGUGGGACAUAGUUCGUGGUGAGAAUGUUUUGAAUAUCCUUCAAAAAGUGUUUUAGGGCUACUUGGCUUACUCGGUCUCUCAUUAACUGUGAUGGAAAGCAUGAAUAUCUCAAAAAAAAAUGUUGAACAUGAAUAAUAAUCAGUUGAGUUAUCCUCUUAUGUUAUCCUCUUGUUGAUUGCUGUGAUAUUAAACAAAAGUUCCUUUCUAUCUUUUUAGAUUCUAAAAGACAAGACACAAGGUUCAAAACUCAACUGGUUGAAGUUGAUUCAUUACUGACCCUACGUGAGUGAUAAAAUAUUAAUAACACAUGAUAAUUGACAUCCUUAAGGAGCUUCAACAGUUCCUUACCUUAACUUUCGACUUCAGGCCAGUUAGGCUUCGUGAAAACUUCGUGAGGUACUUAUGAUUAUGUUCCUUACGAAUUAGACAUGUUGUUAUUUAUACCCCUGCACUCUUCAGUCAUAGACGUAAGACGUGUAGGAACAAAUUUGAUUUUCUUCCACUUUCUGAUCCGGACAGAUGGUGUAGUGUUAUUUAUUUCUUUUAGCAAUUUGAAAUUCAUCCCCUUUUUAAUUGGAAACUACCACAAAUUGCCUGAAAAGGGUUUACUUGGGGCAUUCUUUUGCUUUUUCUCAAAACGAAAACAAAGUUUAAAUGCUGUCCCCUAUCAAAACCGGUCUAUGCUCAUUUCACAAUACUGUUGCCUUUCGACACAACAUUGGAGUAAUUGCAUAUUCAUACGAUAGAGGAAAUACAUCAGAUCAUUUUUCGAAGCCCGUCAUUUUUUGCUAGGACUCCUUUUUUCCAGUUACUCAGAUAUGUCGGAGUGUAGACUUCGCCGUUAAUUAUUCUUCUCUGCUUCUUCUCUCUUGAUUAUUAGUGUAUUCAUUCACGGGCAGAUAUCGAACGUAAAAUGUUACUUAAUGACUGCUAGAACAUCCUUUUUAAGGCUGAUUUGUUGGACAAAAAAGCGGAAGUCCGGUGGUUUAAGCCCUUCUUUUCCUUUUUACCUCAAAGUUUCUCUUAGUAGUUGGAGGAUUGCUUUUUUAUAGCAAACGAUUGUGUCGCAGUUAGAUUUAUAAAAACCUUGUCUUUUAUAGGUUCUCUCGACCAAAUCAUCCAGAAACUUCAGCAGAUGCAACUCGAUGCAAGCAAAGUCAAGAGCAGAACAGAUCUAUCACUGUGGCUGAGGAAUAUUGCAUCAGUCAGGGGUUUCAGAAUAUCUGACAAUGAAGGAUUAGGAAAUUGCAUGUUCUAUGCCUUAUCCGAACAACUGGAAAUUGUUAUGGGAAUCAAAAUCCCACAUGGCGAAUUAAGACAAAUCUUGGUGCAGUACCUUAGGAGUAACCCAAAACUUGUAAGUCCAUGUAUGUAUUUCUAACAGAGUAUGUCACGUGAUGUUAUUUUAAGAGUAUUAUAAAUAUUUAGUGAUAAAACAGGUCACAUGGCUAACACUACCUGAACCUAUACCAGUGUUCACGACGUUAAGUGACCAGAAUUACUGUUACUCCUCCUGUACGGAAUGAGUAUUAUCCAUGUCGUUUUUCAGGAGCUCUGAUAUCAGCUUGUACUCCUGGUGGAAAAGGGAACUUGGGAGAUUUAACUUCAUUAUUAAAGAAGCCACACAAUGAUGUUGAUUACCAUUAAAUUCAUAUUACUUAAUGUGUGUCCGAAGAAGUACGCUAUCAUGGUUUUUAGUCAUUUGAAUAUUUCAGUUUAAAUAAAGUUCCCUUUAAACCUUCAUCAGAUAACAGAAUUCUAGUCACUCUCUUAAUGAUGGAUCUUUCUUGUUGUUUUCCUGCUGUUUGUAAAGUCUUUGGAAUAUACACGGAGGUUUUGAAAGACGUUUCAAACCCAAAAUUUGUUACUAUACAGUUAAUUGCUAAUUAACGGUCGUCUCGUACCAUUCUGACAAAAUUACUCCCUGACUCGUACUCCACGCGCUCAAGUUCCUAUUAAAGUUUCCUUCUUUAACUGAUCUUUAUUACAGCCGGAUGGAACAGAUCUGUUUCACUUUGUCCAUGGGCAUCAAACAUGGACUGAAUACCUAGAAUGCAUGGAACAAGAUGGCGUUUGGGGUGAUCACGUGAUUCUGUGUGCUGCAGCAAACUACUUUCAAACGUGCAUUCGUGUGGUCAGCAGUCUAUCUCUUAGCAAUGAUGUAAUCAUUACGCCACAUUGUCCAUUUGACGAAAGCAAACCUUUUGUGUUGGGACAUAUUCAUGAGGUGCACUAUGUUAGCCUUCAACCCGUGCAAGGUACAGCUCAUUACAUUACUUCAAUUGAAUGUAAUUUUUGUUUUAUAGUGAUAUUUGUUAGUUAGGAUCCUCAAUAUGUGGGAUGAAUGGGAUUGCAAGGAAUCUGAGGCUACCUCUCGGAUUGGAUAGUUUUCUGACUACACUCAUACAUAUUUGGCCGUGGAGGGUUAUUGUCUAAAUUUAGUUCUAUUUUCGUUAGGGACAUAACGAAUCUAACUUCCUUGACCGUUAGAUGUGACCUGCAUAUUGUUGGAUAAACUAAUACAAUCCUUCCACCAUUCAUAAUUUAUUGUAGAGUAUUCCAUUCUACAUGGAAAAAUCGCUGAAUGAGGGUCGUCUCAGUGAAAAGGGGCAGGAUAAGGUGUAUGUGGUUAUUUUACAUUUCCCGAGUAAAAAACUGUGAACGAAACCUCCCACUUCAUCUCAGGGGACCUCAGGUUUUCUCCAACGUUUUUCUUUUUCUCAUGAUUAAAAGAGGUGAAAAAGAGGGCGGAAAGGCGUUCUUUUGUUUUCAUUAAUUAGUUCUUACAGUGUCUUUCUUUACCUACAAAGCCCCAGUUGGAGAAAACAAGGAUGAAGGUCAGUUGAAAAUGGUGGCUGCCUUGUUUAGUCGGGAAUCGCUAGAGCACUCCUGGAUAUGGCCUUCUUGAGAUCAUAUCAAUGCCUGUGUACAAGGUGCUGCUGUUCCCUUACGUGAAUACAUACCCCUGCUUGUAGGAUUUUAAAUAAAAAGUAAAAAGAGAAGUUGAAGUAUGAGUUAAAAUCAGACCACAACCCUUAUUCCCAAAUGCAAGCGAAAUAAGUUAAUUUUUUAGAUCGAUCCUACACAUGUACAGAAGAAACUUGGAGUUAUCUCAGAGGACAUUCACGGAAAUUAUGCGGAAGGUUACGAGAACGCAUAUUAGCUCUUUCACCGACAUGAGUAGAAAUGUGAUUUCUAUUGGGAUUAGAGGUUGGGCUACUGGGCUCGGUCAUCUUUUCGAUGCAUUGAAUAAUUGCAAGUUUGUAGGCUUUAAAGGGAUAAUCGCACGCCAUUGAUAAUACUCAUUUCUUCCCAUUACCUAAUCUAUCUAAUGUGUUAAAAGAGGAAUACGCUGUUUGCAUUAAAAAUAGAGCUCAAUUGAUUGGUUGAUUAUUUGGUGUUGUUUGUUUACAUGUUACCUAUUUCUUAUUUUUUUGAUUCACUUUCAAUUCGAUCUUGAUUGUUUAGAUUUAUUAAUGUGCGUUUCUCGAUUGUCCCAUUUACAGUUCCUCCAGAGAUUCGUGCUCGCGGUCCUCAAGCUUUAGAAGCCUACAACAAUGCACUGGCGGAAGGCCAAGCUUGUGUCAAGAGAGUGCCUCUAAUGAUGGUUGGGCAAGAUCGAUCUGGUAAAACCAGCGUGAAGAAUUCCUUGAAAGGGAUUUGCUUCAACCCUGAUGAAGAUAGCACCCGGGGAAUUGAGGUCGAUCGCUAUGAUUUCAAAGUAACCACCGAAAUAUGGAAGACAGGAGAAAAGGACGAGGAGGCCAACAUUGAUGCCACAGUUAUUUCAUAUGAGUAUAAUACAGCACGGUGGAUGGCAGGUAAAUUGAAAACGCAUGAAAAAAUUGCUGAAGUCAAAAAAACAAGCUCAGCCGAGCCAGCUGGCUAUGAUUUUGAGGAAAUUGACAGCACAAAGGAAAGGGAACCCUAUGAGACUUUAAGUGACGCGACCUUCCUAGAAUCAUUCAUAAAUCCAGUAUCAACCAAUGCCACCGACCUUGAACAUAAUUUAUCUACGAAAGAAGUACGAAACCCUACAGAAUUAGAACCAGGAAAAGAUUCGCUUACCACAACGCUGGAAAAAUUGCCGGAUUUCGACGAUGUUGCAAAGGUACUUUCGCAGUUCUUUCGAGAGAACCGGGAAGAUGAUCAAGAGGACGUCUAUUCCAUACUGUGGGACUUUGCUGGACAGUCGGUGUAUUACGUGACGCACCCCCUCUUUCUCACGAGAAGAGCAAUCUACUUUUUGGUCUAUGACUUGAGUAGAAAUCCAAGCGUCAAAGCCACACCAUUGAAGAAGCAAGGAGUGUACAAAGCGUUCAUUGCGGAUGAAUACAAUCUGAAAACGAAUUUCGAUUACUUGGACUUCUGGAUGAGUUCUUUAGCUUCCUUAGUGAGUGAUUGGCCGUUGGCGUCCUUGAAGAAAUUUCCCGCCGUUUUCCUGGUUUGUACACAUGCUGAUCAGCCCUAUUGCGAUCGUAAUCCAUUUGAACUAGCCCAUGAAAUAUUUGGUGACUUAAAGAGCAAGCCAUAUGGUGCCCACUUGUUUGACGUGUUUUGUGUUGAUAACACUAAGUCAGGCACUGAAUCCGAAUGUAAAGAAAUUAUGCGCUUACGAGCAAAGGUACAUGUCGUUUCUAAAGAGUUACCACAUGUAAUCGAGCCUAUUCCGAUCAAGUGGUUGAAAUACGAAAAGGCCCUUCGCGCCCUUAAGGAAAGUGAUCACAAGUUCAUCUCUCUCUCGAGAGCGAAAGAAAUCGCUGCCAAGUUUUGUAACAUUAACGAUCACGAGGUACAGACAGUGCUAACCUUUUUGCACGAUCUGCGAGUUUUGAUUCACUUUGACGACUCUCCAGAAUUGAAUGAGUUGGUUUUCUUGGAUAUUCAGUGGUUGAUUGACGUAUUCAAGAAUGUCAUAACUGUCAGGGCCUAUGACGUAGAGAGAGACUUUGCUCCUCUUUGGGAAGACCUCGAGAAAAAAGGAAUCUUGAAAGAAAGCCUCCUCAAACAUGUUUGGAACUCUUUGGUUCCUCAGAGAGAAACUCACGAAAGUCUUAUUGCGAUUAUGGAAAAAUUCAGCUUGAUGUGUCCUUGGCCAUCAUCAGAUGACUUGUGCAACAAACAUUACUUGGUGCCAUCGAUGUUGCGACCGUUUCCAUCAGAGAAGAUUAGUAAUCUAGUAGAUUCUGCCCAACUCCCCUCUCUUUUCCUCAAAUUUGAUACAGGUCGGGUACCGCCUGGCUUAUUUCCGCGACUUGUGCUGGAAUUUUUUCAGUGGUGUAGAAAGGAAUUUCCCGACGUACGUCUGCCCAAACCUUAUCGCAAUUUUGCCAGAUUCAACAUCUUUCCGAAUCAAGGUCUCUCCCUGGUUCUCCUUUGCCACUCUUCCACAAUUGAGGUCGUUGUCCUCAGUGUAAAAAGUGCUAUUGAUGUGGUCGAUGUGGAAUCAAUUCGAGCUUUUCGUAACCAGCUAACCUCGAUCAUUGAUCGGGUGCGGAAAAAAUUCUUCUGGGUGAAGAACGUUGGAUGCAAAGUGAGUUUUCUUUGUCCUGUUUGUUCCUAUGGACGCGUGGUCAGCUUGUGCCCGCAACAUCACGGAGAAAGUUGUAAGCAAGAGGAAUGCCUUCACUUCAUUUCAGAGUCAGAUUUAGGCGACGAAAAGCAGGCCGUGUGUACCAAUUCUGAUGCCGUUUUGGAUAACAGAAUUCAUGCCGAACAGUUUGCUCCUUGGAUUUCUUCUGGUAAGGAAAAGGUAGGGAAAAUGUUUUUCUCCUGGUAUGAAUUAGUAACAUAAUCGAUUAGCAGGUACGUUUGGGAAGCAAGAUUGUUGCUUUCCUUCGUUGUCAAAUUCUCAACAAUUCUAGACACGAGCAAAGAAAGAGCUGAUCGCGUAUGUUAAUGCAUCUGUAAUAUUUUACAACCACAGAGAGAAUUGUCGAAUCGUACGUGAUUACAGCGUUCUUUCUUCCUAAAACAUUUAUUUCAAAACAAAUUAGAUUGCCAAAACCAUCAAGAGAUGCCAAAUAUCCUCCUUAGCAUUACAUGUUUGAUAAUUUUACAUGAUUACAUUAUAAUAGUUUAAAUGGCGAAUAGCAAAUAUUGGCUGCUUUUACGUGUGAACGCAAUGUGAUUAAGACUUAAAAUUUUUUGAAUAAUUGAAAGUGUUUCUCGAAGCCCUUUUGUCUUUAGCGCCGAGGAGAUUUGCCAAAGUCUCUUUUUGAAGGUCAUUUGAUGUCAGGUCACAUUAAGACUGCCUUUUUCACGGAGUUACACACUCCACUCAGAUGCACCACCGGCUAAUUGGGCAAUAAUUCGUUUUCAUACGAAUGAAAACGGCUUAAUUUACCCAUAAGAGCCCAUGUUGGCUACCUUUUUUUUCUUAAUUUUUUUUUUUAUCAACAGGAGUUGGCGACCCGUCAACGUGGAGAGGGGCCUAGACUUGGGAAAGGUUAGCCACCACUUUGAUCUCUCACCACACACUUCGUGUCAGUCGAUUUGUUUUAGCGAUGAGAGACGUAUCUUUCCACGGUUAUUCUGUAGUUUCUUAUUUUAAGCUUACCAUAAACGAUUCCUAUCGUCCAAUUAAUUUUUUUCUUCCCAGGUGUCUCAGAUGGGUAUCAUAGGAAAUCGCUCGUGUUGCCAAGCGAAGCUGUAGCAACACUUCAGUUACAACGUCCAAGUGUAGGCGGUGAAGGUGACAUGUUGCUAGUUCCUUCUGCACAAGGUCAGUUAUUGUUCAUUUUUCGUAUUUUAUCGUUUCACUUUAAUUACAAGGGGCUUGAAUGCAUCCUUUUCUAACCUAGCAGGGAACCCAGGAUAUUGUCAAGUCCAGUCUCUCGUAGCUGAACAGUUUGAAGGAGAAUUUAAGCAACUUAAGGAUGCUGUUAAUGAGAGCAAAGGGACAGUUGUUCCUGUUUCAAAGGGUUGGUUGGCUGUAAAUUGUUUAGUAUGAUAUGGUUGUUUUUUCCUAAGUUUUGUAUGAAGAAAAAUGGUCUGUUUCGCCUGUCGUUAUGGCCUAUCUUUAAGGGUAUUCUUAAUGGACUUUUGUCAUCGAAAUAAUUGUAAACAUGUUUUCUUUACAUUUCCUCAUAAAUAAUGAGUAAUCAGAAGUAAAUUCGCACAUUUUAGGGUAUGGAGAAAGAUCUCUGGCGCUACCUCACGAUGUUUCCCAGACUCUCAAGUCCAAAUCAGUCCCUGCAAGAGAUAUUGUCUGUAAACUGCUGAAUCUCUCAUCGCUGGAAGCUCCAGCUCCUGACGAUAGAAAAUGGAUCCGUUGUCUUAUGAGGGAUGCUAAGUACUAUGAUAGAACUGAUGUGGUUAAUUUCUUGAGAGAAAAUGCACCAGCGGGCACAACAGGUAAAAUUGGUUCAUUAUUGCCAGAGCUCGUCACUGAAUUCUGUGCUGUAGAGCAAUUAGGAUAAAUAUUGUUACUACUUUUCUUAAAUGAGAUGCCAAUUCAUUACGGGUAUCCCCCCCCCCCCCUCCUCAACUUGGAUAUGGUUCCCUCGGCAGUUCGCUGGUACCAAUUAAUACUUAGGCGAAGGGGGGUAUCUCAUAGGGAGAAAAUUGUCCUUCUCAACAUAACAAGCUGACCACUCGAUCCAGAUUACAGAGCAUGGACCCUUAACACACCGUAUUUCUCACAUUAUAUUUAACCUCGCCUAGAUAAGGACGAUGUCAGAUUUAUCUUCCUUUCGCUGCCCCUUUUGUUCAUGAUCACUUCUGUCGUUAAUGAGAUUUGAAAACAAACAUUUGACGAUACUAAAGUAUUUUCGUUUCCUUUCCUUUUCAUAACGGUUAGAACAAAAUCUUAGGCAACUCUUAAAUAAUCGUUGAUCUGUUACACUGAUAUAGAAUCCUCCUAUUCUACCACUUUCAAACUGAGAUCUGUUAAGGUAUACUUUCUGUAAUACAAACAAUGCCGGGUCGUUUGAUAUAGUUUUCCAAAAUGUUCGCGUUUCGACCGUUUCAAUUCUAAAAAUUAAUUGUUAGAAUUGAUUGAAUGUAGAAGACUUUAUAAUUCCUUUUUACUUCUAGGCCCUCGGCUCGAAGAAAGCCUCAGUGUUAUGAAAAUUCCAUGGAGACGGAGAACUGACUUAGCUGUUCGUUUGUGUGGUGAGUUGGAGAGCAGUUUUUUAAUUUAUUUAUUUUGCACUUUUUUUGUGUAAGUCGCUUGUACCACGGGCAAUUGCUGUAACGUAUAGACAUAACGUAAUCUGUGGGUUCUUCUCAGCUUCCUAUCAUUACCAGUUGAAGAAAAUAUUGUUAUUAACUACUAUGAUUAGAAGUAUUUGGGAACUACUAAAAUUAGGAAUGUUCUGACUUAAUGUUUGAGGAAUUUUUAGGCCUGUUACAUUAUCUUGAAAUCGUUAUGCUGGUCUUGUGAGCCUUGGUUUGUUAUGAGCUACAAGCUUUUAUGGGUUUGUCCUUGACCUUUCUGAAGAGUCCUCAACAGGAAACUUCCAUAACUUUUAGCAAACCUGUCAUACGUUAUUUCGUUCUAACAAAGGGACUUAUUCAAGACUCAGGGCCAAAAAAACUCGCCUUUGCUGUCUCGUUAGCGUCAAAAUCUGGCUUCAACUCAUUCUUAAAACCGGAGAAAAGUUUGAAGUUGCAUGACUUUUAUUUUGGUUCAUAUUUUCCUCUCUAUCAUAUCGAAAUUACAAGUAGCAAGUUUGUUUGAGGACUUUAUUGGCAAUACACAAGUUUUAUUUCAUUCCUUUGCACUAAUAAUGAUUGUUUUAUUUGAAGCACUCUUACCUUUCCUCUGAAAAGCUUCAAAUGUUAUUUCCGCUGUAGGAUACUUAUACAUUGAAAUACUUCUUAAGUUAUGAAAACAAAUAAAGAUUUUGUUCUUUUGUAUAUGGGUACUACACUUAUAUAUAUAUAUAUAUAUAUAUAUAUAUAUAUAUAUUUAUAAUUUAUCUUCCUUUUCAGGAGGCGAAGAGUGGAAGAUCGUUGCUGACCGACUGGGUUUUGAAGAUGCAUACAUUCGUUGUUUUGACAAUCGUUUUAAAAACCCUGUUGAGCUUAUUCUAAACCUCUCUGGCUUAAAUGUGGGGGAACUCUACGACGUGUUAGUAGAAUGUGAGUUCCCCUUACUCGCGGAUUUGUUGUAG
Molecule: messenger RNA, 10219 nt
Organism: Pocillopora meandrina
Lineage: Eukaryota; Metazoa; Cnidaria; Anthozoa; Scleractinia; Pocilloporidae
Source: the annotation of a GenBank genome assembly